Osmia lignaria (orchard mason bee) is the source of this 3043-nucleotide messenger RNA. RefSeq names its product nuclear valosin-containing protein-like smid (gene smid). Gene Ontology annotation, cellular component: nucleus. Gene Ontology annotation, biological process: ribosome biogenesis. The record is from RefSeq and is a predicted model, not a curated record. Gene Ontology annotation, molecular function: preribosome binding; ATP binding; RNA binding. NCBI's taxonomy places the organism in Eukaryota, Metazoa, Arthropoda, Insecta, Hymenoptera, Megachilidae.
GCCAAGAAUUGAAGUUUUGUAAAACCGAAAACGCACUUGUAGCACCUUGUAGUAUAAAAGAUGUGUAUGAUAUUCGCACGAUAGCACGUGUAAGAAAUUAAGAAGAGAGAAUAAUAAACAUUUAAUAGUCGUUUAAUUUAUAUAUAAGUGUUUAUAACAUCUAACAUUGCAAAGAUGCAGAAAGUUGGGAAAUUAAAUUCUUCAAUUGAUAUCAUCCCACUACAAGAGCUCAGUGAGGAUCAUAAAUCAAAAAAUAUGAAUAACAAGCAUAAAGUUGAUUCUUCUCACAAAUAUUUACGAGAUCAAUUAUUAAUUUCACGUGUACAAACGUACAUGCAUGAAAAUGAAAAUAAAGUCUAUAUUGAUGUUAAUGAAAUGGCAGAUGCUUUACAAAGAAAAUACCGUGAUUAUCGUAUUAAAAAAAGAGGUCCCUUUAGGGCACUAGUACGCAAAGCGUAUGAUGAACUUACAGAAAUGUUUGCAAAGAAGUAUUGUGCCCGGGAUUGGCCUGCUUAUGAUGAUGAUGAAGAAGAGGAGGAAGUUGAUGUUGAGUCAGAUCCUCAAAAUACUAUGUUGGAUGGCAUGCUAUUAAAAAUGUAUAAAAAGUCUCAAAAUAAACAAAAUGGAAAUUCUAGCGAUAAAGAACUUAUAGACAUUAGUAGCGAUGAUGAUGUGAACAAAGUAGAAGCAAAUUCUAAUAAAACAAAUGAACCUGACGUUACGGAAAAGAAUCUGCAACAAAAAGCUGGUCCAUCUUCGUGUACAAAAAAACCUGAACCAAUUAAGGAACAACAUGCAAAAGCACCCAUAAAAGAAACACAACAUGAUAAGGAUACAGGAAGAGGAUCAAGAACAACAACAGGAACAGCGACAACAGUUACAGAACUUUCUACUAGAAAACGACAACGUGAUAGAGAUAGUGAUAAUACUCACUUUACAUUCUCAAAGAAAGCUAAAGGAAUACCCAUAUCUGAACCAAAAGUCACAUUUACAGACAUAGGAGGAAAUGAUAAAGUUUUAAAUACUGUUUGUAAAUUACUUGCGCAUAUGAAACAUCCGGAAAUCUUUAAACAACUUGGGAUAUCACCACCAAGAGGAUUUUUACUUCACGGUCCACCUGGUUGUGGAAAAACUUUAUUAGCAUAUGCUAUUGCAGGAGAAUUAGGAAUACCUUUAUUGAAAGUAGCAGCACCUGAAUUAGUGGCUGGAGUAUCAGGGGAAAGUGAAGCAAGAAUUCGGGAGCUAUUUGAACAGGCACUUGCAAUUGCACCUUGUGUCAUUUUCUUAGAUGAAAUUGAUGCUGUAGCACCACAUAGGGCUACAGCUCAAAGAGAAAUGGAAAGAAGAAUCGUAGCGCAAUUACUAUCAUGUUUGGAUGAAUUGAGUUUGAAGGAGAAUGGUAUUAGAGUACUAGUACUUGGGGCAACAAAUCGACCUGAUUCGCUAGAUCCAGCAUUGAGAAGAGCUGGUCGUUUUGAUCAUGAAGUAUGUCUCGGAAUACCUGAUAGAGAAGCUAGAGCAAAAAUUUUAGCGGUACAUACAGAAAAAGUAGCACUUGCCCCUAAUGUUAGUUUAUCUACAAUUGCUUCACUUACACCAGGUUUCGUUGGUGCCGAUUUAGUUGCGUUAAUUAGAGAAGCAGCUAUGGCAGCUGUAGAUAGAAUACUUGAAGACUUAAAUAGGUCCGCGACAGAUAAUAAAUCAUCAGAAACAGCGGAAGUUAAUAACGAUACUGAUAAAGAAUCACAAAAUUUUGAGAAUUCUGGUAAUCUAGUUGAAGAAGCAACUAUUGAACCAUCUACCUCAGAUCAAACUGAUGUUCCUAAAUUAGACAAGACAAAUAAUUCAAAUAAUCUACAAACGACAGAGAUGGAUGUAAUACAAGAAAAUUCCAAAUCUCCUGAUUUAACAGGGUUACUUACUUGGUUACGUAAUGAUCCACCACUUCCUUCAGAACGACUUUCAAGUUUAUGUAUUGAACAUAGUGAUUUUGAAACUGCACUUCGUAUUAUACAGCCAUCGGCCAAGAGAGAAGGUUUCGCUACAGUACCAGAUGUUACGUGGGACGAUGUUGGUUCUUUAAGAGAUAUUAGAGAGGAAUUACAAAUGACUAUACUUGCCCCAGUUCGACAUUCUGAACAUUUUACAGCCUUAGGAUUAACAACACCUACUGGAGUAUUAUUAUGUGGUCCACCUGGUUGUGGAAAAACAUUGUUAGCUAAAGCUAUUGCAAAUGAAGCGGGUAUUAAUUUCAUUUCUGUUAAAGGACCAGAACUAUUAAAUAUGUAUGUCGGCGAAAGUGAAAAAGCAGUUCGACAGUGUUUUAUGAGAGCAAGAAAUUCUGCGCCAUGUGUUAUAUUUUUUGACGAAUUAGACGCGUUAUGUCCUAGGCGAUCAGAAGGCGAUAAUUCUGCAACUUCGCGGGUUGUGAAUCAAAUGCUUACUGAAAUGGAUGGAGUUGAAGGACGACAGGGGGUAUUUUUGAUGGCUGCAAGUAAUCGACCUGACAUUAUAGAUGCAGCAGUAUUAAGACCAGGAAGACUGGAUAAAAUUUUAUACGUUGAUUUGCCUACAUCGGCGGAUCGUGUUGAUAUUUUAAGAGCAUUAACAAAGAAUGCAACUAAACCAAAAUUGGCUGUAGACGUAAAUCUUGAAGAAAUAGGAUACAACAGUAAAUGUGAUGGUUAUACUGGAGCGGAUUUGGCAGCAUUAAUAAGAGAAGCUGGAAUAGAAGCAUUAAGAGACUUAAUGGAUAUGCAUUAUUCUGGACAACCAGAAAUUUCUAUGCGGCAUAUAUUGAGCGCUUUCGAUAAAAUUAGGCCAUCCGUUCAGGAAAAGGAUAUUAAACAUUACGAGAAAUUAAAGAAAUUGUAUUCGAUAAAAAAAAAAUUGGAUGAUACACCGAUGGAAACUCCAGUUGAUACACCUAUAGUGGAUGUUGUUAUGGAACCCAUGGAAACGUGAAAUAAAAAUAUUACAUAAGUAUGUAAAAAUCUUCCAAUUUAAAGUACACUUUCGAUCUGACAAACCCAACAUAAAAGUA